UUUUGCUAUACACUAUCCUUACUCAAGGAUAACAGCUAAUGAUAAUCUGUGCAUUUUCUUUCUAUACCCUCUGCUAUACCCGAUGAUGUUGUGAUUUCGUUUCUAUGUUCUCUUUCCUUGGUUCCAUAGGGUUUACACGUUACUAGUAUGGAAGUUGUGCAUCUCUUGUAUGUCAAAUGAUAGAAGGCCGGUCAGAUAGGACGGUGGCGAUUUCUUUUUUUUUUUUUUUUUCCUUCUGCCGCAUUUCCUGGCAAAGAUGUCUUUGCCUCGAUCAACAGAAUGGCUCAAGUCAUUCUCCACUCUUCUUGUACCCAUUUCCCUUUAUUCUCUUCUCUUCUUUUUCCUUCUCGUCAUAUUUUGUUUGGUCUAGGCGGGCGUUUUCAGUCUACUGGUCUUCUCAGUGUUUACCUUACCGAGCAUUUUAUGAUUAUCUUCACUCUACUCAGCUAUUCAUGUUUUCAUGUUGGAUAUUGGAGUCUGCGCCCUGCGGAUGCUAGUUGCGUAUGUUGAUGCUUUCAAUGUUUGUGUUUAUAG
Messenger RNA from Aspergillus caelatus, 534 nucleotides. RefSeq lists its product as uncharacterized. The transcript has a single exon. Lineage: Eukaryota; Fungi; Ascomycota; Eurotiomycetes; Eurotiales; Aspergillaceae. The coding region runs from base 177 to 497 and encodes 106 amino acids. The record is from RefSeq and is a predicted model, not a curated record.